Messenger RNA from Leptinotarsa decemlineata (Colorado potato beetle), 859 nucleotides. It is a transcript of the gene mRpL11, whose product is annotated as mitochondrial ribosomal protein L11. Gene Ontology annotation, molecular function: large ribosomal subunit rRNA binding; structural constituent of ribosome. Lineage: Eukaryota; Metazoa; Arthropoda; Insecta; Coleoptera; Chrysomelidae. Gene Ontology annotation, cellular component: ribosome; mitochondrial large ribosomal subunit. The record is from RefSeq and is a predicted model, not a curated record. Gene Ontology annotation, biological process: translation.
AGAGAGAGAGAGAGAGAGAGAGAGAGAGAGAGAAAUUUAAAAAAAUGACAGUAAGUUUUGAGGUUAGAGGAUAUUUUCAUUGAAGUUAUAAUUUUUUAAUAAAUCAUGUCAAAAGUAAGUGCCAGACUGAAAACAGCAAAAAAAGUAGUUGAGAAGGUACAACAUGGUAAAUUAAGGACAAAUAUUCCAGCUGGAAUGGCUGCUGCGGGCCCUCCGCUGGGUCCAAUGCUGGGUCAAAGGGGAGUAAAUAUAGCAGCGUUUUGUAAAGAUUUCAAUGAGAGAACAAAAGACAUUAAAGAAGGAAUUCCCCUACCAACUAGAGUUACUGUAAAUCCUGAUCGGAGUUAUGAGAUGGUCAUUCAUAAGCCCCCUGUUGUUUACUUUCUAAAGCAAGCUGCAGGCAUUCAACGAGCUGCUAUGGAACCAGGCAGAGAAAUAUCUGGAAAGAUAACAUUAAAACAUGUAUACGAAAUUGCCAAAAUCAAGCAGGAAGACCCUACACUAGAAGUGAAAACAUUGGAAGAAGUAUGUAAAAUGAUUAUUGGAGUUGCUAGAUCAUGUGGAAUUGAAAUUGUUGAAAAACAGGAUCCCAAAGAGUAUGGAGAAUUUUUGGCAGAAAGGAAAGUGGUAGAAGAAAAUCAGAAAAAAGAAUUGCAGGAAAAGAAGGAAGCAAAAAUGUUGAGAACAGGGUAAUGUUCAAGUCAGUCAAUUUAUUGGACUACUUUCACUUGAACUGUUUUGUUGAACUACAUGAUGAAUCAUGGAUUAACCAAUCAACAUAAUUCUGUGUAUAUAGUUUUUAUUCUCUGUAGUGUCCAUAUUGGGUUCUUCAAGAAUAAAUAGAGAAUUUUUUCUUUCA